Messenger RNA from Leptinotarsa decemlineata (Colorado potato beetle), 1939 nucleotides. RefSeq names its product Aldehyde dehydrogenase (gene Aldh). The record is from RefSeq and is a predicted model, not a curated record. Gene Ontology annotation, molecular function: oxidoreductase activity, acting on the aldehyde or oxo group of donors, NAD or NADP as acceptor. Lineage: Eukaryota; Metazoa; Arthropoda; Insecta; Coleoptera; Chrysomelidae.
CUCCGACCCUCCACGAUUAGUUUAUUUCGCAACACGCGUUUAUGAAUUGUAGUAGGUGAUAAUUUUUGCCAGUCAAGUUCGAAUCAUGUUGAGGCUCAUUCGCAACGGUGUCACCAAAUUCCAAAGGUGCAGCUAUUCUGCACAAGCUUUACCGGCGCCACAAGAAUCGCCGAAUGUCCUGUAUUCUGGGGUUUUCAUAAACAACGAAUGGCAAAAGUCAAAAUCCGGCGAAACUUUCCAAACCAUCAAUCCUACAACAGGUCGACCCAUCACAGAAGUUCAAAGGGGUGGCAAAGCGGAUGUAGAUUUGGCUGUAGAGGCGGCUAGUGAAGCAUUCAGAUUCGGUUCGCCAUGGAGGACGAUGGACGCCUCCCAGAGGGGUCGCCUCCUGUACAAAUUGGCCGAUCUCGUUGAGAGGGAUGCAUCAUACAUUGCAAGUCUGGAAUCUUUGGACAACGGCAAACCCUACUCCAAUUCCUACAACGUCGACGUCCUCGGCAGUGUCAGCGUGCUCAGAUACUACGCCGGUUGGGCGGACAAGAUCCACGGCAAAACCAUCCCCAUGGACGGCAACUUCUUUGCGUACACCCGCCUAGAACCGGUCGGUGUUUGUGGCCAAAUCAUCCCCUGGAACUUCCCCGUCUUGAUGUUCGCCUGGAAAAUAGCGCCCGCCCUGUGUACUGGCAACACGAUCGUGAUUAAGCCCGCCGAGCAGACGCCCCUCACGGCGCUCUACAUGGCCGAGCUGAUCAAGGAGGCCGGAUUUCCCGCCGGAGUGGUCAACGUAGUGCCCGGUUUCGGAGACGCCGGAGCCGCCAUCGUGGAUAAUCCUAAGGUGGACAAAAUCGCAUUCACGGGCUCUACUGAGGUGGGAAAACUUAUCCAGAAAAAUUCAGGAAAAUUCAACCUCAAGCGUACCACGUUGGAGCUUGGCGGAAAAAGCCCCAACAUCAUUCUUGCGGACGCCGACAUCCAACAUGCGGUGGAAACCGCCCACUUUGGCAUUUUCUUCAAUCAAGGUCAAGUUUGCUGCGCCGGUUCCAGAACCUUCGUCGAAGACAAAAUAUAUGACGAGUUCGUUGAGAGAUCCGUCGAAAGGGCGAAGAAGCGUGUAGUUGGAAAUCCAUUUAGCCUGAACACGGAGCAAGGUCCCCAAAUAGACGAAGAACAAAUGAAUAAGAUUCUCUCUCUUGUCAAAGAAGGAGCACGUCAAGGCGCCAAGUUGGUUCAUGGUGGAGAAAGACAUGGAGAUGAGGGUUACUUUGUUCAGCCCACAGUGUUAGUCGAUGUUGAAGACAACAAUAUCAUUGCCAAAGAAGAGAUUUUCGGGCCAGUUCAACAAAUUUUCAAAUUCAAACACCUGGACGAAAUAAUCGCAAGAGCGAACGACACCAACUACGGUCUUGCGUCCGCUAUUAUCUCUAAAGAUAUCGACAAAAUCAAUUACCUCACGCAAGGAAUCAGGGCCGGUACAGUUUGGGUAAAUUGUUACAACGUGAUAUGCACUCAAGUUCCGUUUGGCGGAUUCAAAGAUUCAGGAUUCGGCAGAGAACUGGGAGAGAACGGACUACAGCAAUACAGUGAGGUCAAGUCAGUUAUUAUGGCAGUGCCCAACAAAAGUUCAUAAAAAAAUAGUCAUAUCCUUUUUUUUUUGUUAAGUUCAAUUUUUUUAUAUCGCAUCAGGAACAUGUUUGCUGAAGUGUAAUAUGAUUUUAAGGCAACUUCAGGAUACUGGGAAGUAUAUUUUGGCGCCCAACGUGGGGCACUUCGAUUCAUUCUCUGUUAUUACCAUUAUAACUUACAUGUCUUCUUUAAAACGAGAACAUUCAAGGAAUAACAUAACUAUCUCGGUUAUUAUUAGUGUUCACUAUUGAAUGAAUCCAAUUCCUUUGGUAAAUCUAUAAUUAUUGUUAUAAAUAAUAUAUUUUUACUACUUCAA